ACGGAAAGAUCCGAGUAAUGACGAUAUCAUGCAAUUGACAGUUCGAGCACAGGUGAUUUAUUAAAAAGGUAUUUUAUCAUGUCAAAAGAAUGUCAUUAGAAUUAAGACUUUUGUGAGUAUCCUGUUACUUUGAGUAAACUUUUGAGGAGCUUUGCCUUUGUGGAUCGAGGACAACUCAUACCAUGACUUGGGAGCCGACACAUGUACAGUUUACAGUGUUGAGAGCCAGAAACCUUGUUGGCAAGUUGAAAAGAAAGUCAAGUGCCAAAAUAACAGAAGUGUUCACAUCAAUAAGUCUGGGUAAAGAGAAGUUUCAGACCUCCACCAUCAAGUAUGGAAGCAAGGCCAAGAAUAGCGUGGAGUGGUUUGAAGAGUGUGACCUGCUGAUCCCAGACAUGCAAUGCAGCAUCGAAGUGAAUGUCAUGAAUCGAGGCAUGCUGUCAGAUGAGUUCAUUGGCUAUGCAAGCAUACCUCUUCAUGAGUAUGAGGUGUACGACAGGCCCACUUGUAGAUGGGUACAACUUGGACAGAAGCCAAGCAAGUUGCCGGAUGGGCGUUGUCGUGGUGAGCUAGAGGUGAGACUGUCCUUCCAUGUGAAGUCACGUUCUAAAGAUUCUUCACCUUCCAAUCUGAAAAAUAAACAUACUGGAUCCAUAAAGUCACUGGUUACUGCUGUUGGAGAUAAAUUAAAAUUUUCAAAGACCAACUCAUUACGUGGUGAUGGCAGCCAGAUUUUCUCCACUCCCCAACCUAACAAACAAAAGAAGGUACCCGGUAAGCCUGCACUUUCCAGUGAGCAUGCAGACACGAGCGCUGUCACAUUUGAUGCUGUAGACUUGUACGUGCCUGAGCAGUGCUGGAGAGAGAAUGAGUUUGCAAGUGACCUGGGUGAUGGGAACUUUGCAAGGUCAUACAGUUUAACGACAGACAAAAGACGUCAUGGCCAAGAUUAUAAGAGUCGUUCGUUGAUGAACCUGCCUGGUGAGCAUAGUGCCACACUGCCAAGUCGUGGGCGUGCCAGAGAGCGACCUACCCUGGACAGCAUUGAAGCGGAGCAGUGGCAGGGUGGUGUGCGCAGCUCUCGUGGCUCCGUCACCUCACAUGAGGGCUACCUGGAGAGCAUGUUUCGACGGGAGUGCGAGGUUGACGAGCAGAUGGCCCGGGCCAACAGGGAGGGAAUAGAGGAGGAGGAAGAAGGGGAGGAGCAGCGCAGAGUUGCAGCACAGUUCUACGGGGGGUCUGACGUGAGCGAAGUUAGCUCAGACACACACACUAGCAGCCAGUCAGACUCAGACGAACUCGUGGAACUUCCAAAAGUUAGAUUAAAGAAAAAUCUCGAUGAAGAGAACAGUGAUGUUGAUGAUAAAGAGGUCAAGUACAAUUAUAGUGGGGAUGAAAAUGAUAAAACUGAAGGAUCUGAGAGGCAUGAUAAUAAUCAUGAUGCAGAAUGUGAUGAAAAUGACACUAAUUCAGAUGUGUUCAAUCCUAGUGCUAGUCCAUGUGAAUAUACUGGUGAAUUAGAUAGAGUAAUAGCGCGAGAGAAUAGCAGACGUAAUAGUGAAACGUUGAAUUCUCGCGGGACAAGUGAUGGUCGCACGUCCACCCACACGUCUUCUAGCAGUAUCAGCUACCAGGGCAAGUCAGCCAGCCAACGAGCCUACGAGAGAGGCUCCUCUGACUCCAUGUCUAGCCCGCGCCGGAAGAUUUCACCUCUCGAACAGUUCAGUAUCACAUCACAGACUUCAAAUGAAGAAAACAAAGGACAACGAAGAAAAAGUAAAUUGUAUGCUAAAGGAGGUAGGCGUUACACGGUGCAGGGUAUCCCAAGUCACAGGUCGGCUCCUGACAUCCGGGACCAGCGACCCGUGUUCAGCCGGGAAGAGAGUGUCCCAGGGGAUCUAAUGGCUGUCUACAGAAACAUGAAUAGAGAGGAGCUGAUCAAGCUAGUGGUGACCCAUAAGGCCCAGCUCAUCCGUAAGGACCAGUACAUCCAGGAGCUAGAGAGCUACAUAGACAACCUGCUGGUCCGUGUCAUGGAAACAAGUCCAAGAAUCCUGCAGAAUUUGUAACACUGCUAAGUCUGCAUAGAUAGUCCCAUUUAUCCUACAGACAUUCAAGAUACAAAAUAGUUUGUGUACCACUAUGUUUAUGGUUUCCUUCGCAUUCUUCUCUAAGUACAUGUAACACUGAAACCCAUCUUUAUGUACACAGUUGUUAUAAUUAUAGUUAGUUGGGAACAUAGCUGAUUGUUUGUUUAUGCACUUUUGUCUGUCAUGCUUUGUUAAACAAAGAGGUUGUUUAAUGAGGGGCAGGAUUACUUAUGAAGUCAACUGAUUGUUUCCCCUUGCUAACUAAAAAUAUUUGAAUAAAAGUUUGAGCAGGAUUGCAUAUUUAUGGUCUAGGGAUUGCCAUGUCAAGGAAUCUUUUCAACUAGAGAUAACAUGAAUAUGCCGAGAUGAAACUGAAUUUGUAGAUAGUCUUAACCAAGACCUGCUUGUGAAAUGACAAUGUCACUUUUAAAACUUAAUAAUUAGCCAAGUAAUUUUUAACCAGGUUUUCCGAAGGAAAAAACUGGUUAUUAGAUUGGCGAAUGCAGGCGGGCUGGCUGGCUGGCUGGCGGGCUGGCGGGCUGGCUGGCGGGCUGGCGGGCGGGCGGAACAAGCUUGUCCGGGCCAUAACUAUGUCGUUCAUUGUCAGAUUUUAAAAUCAUUUGGCACAUUUGUUCACCAUCAUUGGACGGUGUGUCGCGCGAAAUAAUUACGUCGAUAUCUCCAAGGUCAAGGUCACACUUUGAGUUCAAAGGUCAAAAAUGGCCAUAAAUGAGCUUGUCCUGGCCAUAACUUUGUCAUUCAUUGUGAGAUUUUAAAAUCAUUUGGCACAUUUGUUCACCAUCAUGGGACGGUGUGUCGCACGAAAGAAUCACGUCAAUAUCCCCAAUGUCAAGGUCGCCACGACUAAAAAUAGAUUUUUUUUAAAAACAAACUUACAAAGGGGGUUAAUUUUGUUUGUUCAUUUCAAAAGUUCAGUUUGAGUUUUCUCCCUUUAUCAGAUUUUUUUUUCACAAUGAAAACCUGGUUUUGUGACAAUUUUGUCCCUUGUUAUCCUUUAUUAAACUUCACAUGUUGAGAACUUUAACCCGGAUGUUGCUUGGAAUUGCAUGUGGUGAGGUUAAAAUCAUUGUUAUGUAAAAUAGAAAAAAGCCUCCCACUUCACGACUUCAAAAUUUUGAGACAUUUGAUCAACAUAUGUUCAUCUGAAACUUUUGGUGUCUUUUGGAAGAUAUACAGAAUGCUUCCUUAGCGGGGAUUGAAUUGGUAACCAGACAGUCUCUUGGCAGGCACAAUUGCCAUUACGCCAGGGCGACAUAAAAGGUCAGAGGUUAAAUUUUUACAUAAAAAUUGGCUUGUCCAGACUGAAGUUUAUAAUUCAUCAUGUAUUAUAACAGAAUUUACCAAACAUUUUAAACAUGUGGAGAAGGCUUUACACCGUUGGUUAAAUGUGAAGAUUACAAGAAAGGCCAAAGGUAAAAUAAGCAUUAUUGGAUAUGGACUGAACUUGUUGCCAACAGGCAUCUGCUUAGUUAUCAUAUCUUAUAAAAGGAGCUGGUUGUUGUUAAAUAUUUUUGUCAAAUAGCAGAAUGAUGUACCCCUCUCAAGUCUUAAAGAAGCCUAUGCAUUAAGAUGCAAAGGGGAAUAUUAAGAAUGAAUGGUUGUCUCCAGAGGCUUUUUGAACUUCUAAGUGGUAUUCAUAUCAAGAUAUUGCUUGGAAUUCACGUGGGAUGGGUAGGGUAAAGGGUACCAUAACUAAAAAAAUAACAAACAGUUAAUUUUUUUCCUGGCUAAUUUUUAUACAAUACAGUUGAAAAAAGUGCUUAACUUAAAAUCAUAAAUAAAAUCUGUACUGUAUAAUUUUAUAUGUUUUCUUGGACUGAAACAGGGUUAUCUUUUACUCAGUGAAGAUCUGAUAACGAUAUAAAUGCUGCCAUAACAAACUGCUUGAAACAAAUAAGCAGUGGGUGCAGAAUAUUUGUUUUGGUGUUAAGAAUUUUAUAAACUUUAUGUGUUAUAUUUAUUUCCUGUUUUUUAUUUUGCAAUUUAAGUGCAUUAUAUAGUUGAUCGACGUUUAUGGAUCAGAAUAGGCUAAAAUCAAGUCAGGAAUCAUAGAAUAUGCUUGAGAAAGCCUUACUGUAGGAACUAUAGCUGAUAAAAUAUUGAUGAUAAUAUAAUAAUCAUUGUGUGUAAUAAGUUCUUAGAUAAGGAUAAAUAUUUAUAGAAGAGCUGGUCCUGGCGUCAUCAUCUCAUUGCUGAUAUUAUAUAAGAAGGGUAUACACUACAUAUACAACCAUAUGGGUAUAUAUGCCGCUCUUCCCUAUAUUAUCUUUUAUUAUAAAUAAUAUCCAUUGCUUGAAUUGGAAAUGAUAUAUUGGUGUGUGUUUUUUUCAUUUUUACAAAAUUGUAACUACUUCCAAACUGGCAUUCAUUACUUUCUUUAAUGUUUUCAUUUUUUGCUAUUCAGUUCCUAUAAAUGUAUUUUUUAAUAAACAGAAAACAGUGACAGAACAAAGCCAGUUUGGGUGCAUUUAAAGUCACUUUCAUGUUAAAGAUAUAGUCUAGAAAUGUAUAUAAUGUGCUAACUUGACCUUAGAUUCUGACCUAAAUUUUUAAGGUAGGAACAAUCUUCAUGUAUUUAAAAAAAUGAAGUGCCUGCUCAGCAGUGCAGAAUAACUGCCUACAAUUAACUUUGAUGUGUUGAAAUCUAAGUAAAAACACAUUGUAUUGGCACAUUAUUUAAUUGUACAAUUUCCAUUUUAUGAUGUUCACGUGUUUAUUUCAGUAUUAAGGUAUUCACUGAUACAUGUAAAUAGGUUCAUAAUGCCUACAUGUAUUUUUCUUUAAUAUAAUAGAAUGUUUCUUCAUCUGUUAGGACAAUACAUGCAUGGUUAUGUUUAACAUUAUUAGCUCGCCUGAGCAUAAAGUGAAUUUUGUGUGCUAUUCUGGUCAGUUGCAGUCCGUUUAUGUUUUUAUCAGUUAUCACCAAUUUACUUCUGACCCUCUUGCAAAGAUGUUCUUAAAAGUCACAAUAAUUAUACAUACAUUUAAAGGGUGAAAAUGUGGGUUGAAACAAUCAUGGUCUGGGAUAAUAUAGUUAAUAAAUGCUGACUUUCUAAUAUUAAGAUAACUUUAAAAAUGUCUUCUGAAACCACCAGUUCCAUAGCUUUACUAUUUGAUACCUGUAAGUAACAAUGUGAAGUCCUCCUUUCCGAUGUUCAUUUAAAUGAUGUCCUUUGGUCAAAACUGGCCACCCCAAAUAUGUCAUAACUUUUUUCUCUAUAUCACAAGGCCCAUAGGGGUAAUACUCUCUGUGUCACAUUGCAUACCAGGUAAUAAUCUAUAAAGAUUAUUUAAAUGAUGGCCCUCUGGUCAAAACCAGUCUUAUCCUGGGAGACCCAAAGGUCAAUACAUGUUGCAUAAAAAAAAAUUAUACUAAAUUUCUUUUCUCAUACCACAGUUCAACCAUUAAUCAGGUGAGCAAUCUAGAGCUUGUCCCUCUUGUCUUGUAGUUACUUGUUUUAAUGGGAUUCUAUUUAAACCAUUAAUAAUUUGAUUGUUAAUUUAUUAUAAAGAUUUAUUGAAACAUCUUCAACAAUCAUGUAACAAUACUGAAAGUGGGAUACCUUUAAGUAGCGUUUUUAUUAGCUCACUUGAGCAUAAUGUGCUCAUGGUUAGCUUUUGUGAUCACCUUUAUUUAUUGCCCGAUCUUCAUGAAACUUGGUCAGAAUAUUUGUCCCAAUGAUAUCCUGGAUGAUGAGUCGGAUGAGUUCUAAGAUGGUUCAAGUUGGUUUGAAAACAUGGAAAGGGGGAGGGGCGUUUUCCUCACAUUGCUAUAGUAAAAUCUUGUUUAUCCUUCAGAGGCCACAAUUGUUGUCCAUUUUUAUUAGCUUGGCUGUUUUUGGAGAAAACCUGAGGUAUUGUCAUAGCCAGCUUGUCAUCCGUUGUCCGCCGUCUGCCGUCCGUGUCAUACUAAAACCUAAAAAUAGGCUCUAAAAUCAAAGUGCUUCCAUAUACAACUUUGAAACAUCAUAUGUAGAUGCACCUUGAUGAGUUUUACACGCCACACCCAUUUUUUGGGUCACUAGGUCAAAGUUCAAGGUCACUUCUGACAAGCUUUCAUUUAUUCAAAACUGCACCCACAGCUGAGCGUUCGCACCCGCUAUGCGGUGCUCUUGUCAAACAGAGUCUUAAUAUUUUCCCAAAUUUUCUUGAUCUUGAAUGAGUUCAAAUAUGGUUUAUGUUGGUUGAAAAACACUUUUCUUUAUAUGGCUAUAGUAAAACCUUAAUUGUUAACAGUCUAGAAGUCAGAUUUAUUUUCCAAUCUUCAUAAAUCCUGGUCGGAACAUUUAUUCUCAUAAUAUCUUGAAUGAGUUUGAAAAUGGUUCCCUUCUGUUAAAAAACAUGACUGCCAGAGGCCCGAGUCAUAUAUCCUAAGUGGCUAAAGUAAAACGAUGUUAACUCUUCAGAAGCAUACCGGUAUUUAUGUUCCAAUCUUGAUGAAACUUGAUCAAAACACUUAUUCUAAUGAUAGCUAGGCUGAGUUUAAAAAAGGUUAUGGUCUGUCAAAAAAUAUGGUCACCAAGGGGUGGGGUAUUUUUCCUUAAAUAGCUAUAGUAAAACCUUGUAAGCACUCUAUAAAAGUCACAUUGUAAGUCCAAUCUUCAUGAAUUUAGUCUAAAGAGUUUUCUUAUGAUAUCUGGGCUGAGUCUGAAAAUUGUUCCUCAACCUUUGCAAACAUGGCCGCCAGGGGGAAAGUAAUUUUUCCUCAUAUGGCUAUAGUACAACCAUGUUAACUCUCUAGAAGUCUUAAUGAAACUUGGUCAGAUUAUUUGUUCUAAUGGAAGCUUGGCUUAUUUUUCAAAAUGAUUAUGAUUAUUCGAAAAAUAUGGCCGUAAGUUGGUGCAUUUUUCCCAAUAUGGCUAUAGUAAAAUAUUUUCAACACUCUAAAAGACACAUUUUUAGUCAAAUAGAAGACACAUUUUUAGUCCAAUCUUCAUGAAACUUUGUCAGACCAUUUGUACUUAUGAUAUCUGGGCUUAUCUCAAAAAUGGUUACCAUCCGUUGAAAAAAUACCUGCUAGGGAGCUAGACAUUUCUCUUAUAUGGCUAUCAUAAAACCUUCUCAAUUCUUUAGUUGAUAUUUUAGUCAAGUUUGAAAAUGGUUUGAGAAACAUCUCAAAAGGUUUUGAGAGCAGUUUAGUUCCCUUAAGUAUGAGAUGAGAAACCAUGGGCCUCUGAAAUCAUGACACUGCACAUGUUGAACUCGUGGUCUCUAAAGCAGACUUGUGUAUGCUGUAUUUACUGUUAAUGAAUCUCACAGUUUCACACACAAAAACAGUACUCUUAAAACUUUAGAUCUGAUGCAUGUAUAUCAUUAUUAUUAAUUAUCUAUAUUGCAUUCUACAAUUUUGUUAUUGUUUCUAAAUGUUUAUCCAAGUUUUUGUAUGAAUAUAUGAAACAGAAUGUG
Molecule: messenger RNA, 7517 nt
Organism: Dreissena polymorpha
Lineage: Eukaryota; Metazoa; Mollusca; Bivalvia; Myida; Dreissenidae
Product: rab11 family-interacting protein 2-like
Exons: 11
Coding region: 183-2069 (628 amino acids)
Biological process (GO): regulated exocytosis
Cellular component (GO): intracellular membrane-bounded organelle
Molecular function (GO): small GTPase binding
Source: RefSeq, a predicted model, not a curated record